AUGAAUAAUUAUAAAUUAUAAAAAGUCUUAUUCAAAAAAGUCAAUAAAGGUGUAAUAGUUGAAGAACAUCUCCUUGUUAGAUCAUUGAUGGAUAAAUAAUGUUAUAUUUUGAAAAGAACAGAUAUUAGCAAAAUUAAUGCAGAAAGAUUAAAAGAAAUUGAAAAUCAUCUAAAACAAUUGAUCAAUAUCAAACAUCCAAGUUUAACUAAAAUUAAAGAAUACUUUAUUGAAUCUUAAUAUCUAAUCUAAGUCUUAGAAUAUUGUGGAGGUACUCAAUCCUUAAUAAAUUAGAAUAAAUUUUAAAUGAAAGAUUAAACAAGUAAGUCUCUGUUAAUUUAGUAUGUCAAUAUUUACUUUAAUUGUUAUUUGCAUUAAAUUACUUAGAAAUCCAAUAGAUUAAUGUCUCAUUAGAUUUAGACACAAUAUUUUUAAAUUCUUUUGGAUCACUCAGAAUAUAAUUUGAUUUACUUUCUCAUAAAAAUUGGAAAGAUGAAGUUAAAUAUCUUUAACAAGUUCUAAAAAAAACUAAUUUGGAUUGGGAAUCAUAAAAAUCACAUGAAUUGACUUAAAUCCUUAAAUCACUAAUGUAACCUAAUCCACCAAGUGUUUAAUAAAUGAUUAAUCAUCCUUAUUUAUUGAAAGCUAUGUUUGAUUUUUGUAAAUAAUAAGAUCUAGAAGCUUAAGCUUAAUUAAAUUAAGAAAAAUUAAUUAAAGAGCAAACCAAUAAUAAAAGAGUAGUUAGAGCAUCUACUUCUGCUAAUUAACAUAGAUAAAAAAUAACAUAAUAAUCUCCUACUUAAAGGAAGAAUUCAAAGGAUAGACCAUAAACUAAUUAAUAAUAAAAGAAGAAACCUGAACAAUAGAUUAAAUAAUAACCAAUUAAAAAUUAAAUACCUCCUAGACCUAUCAGAUAAAGGAAUAAUUCUUAAGAUAUUGUGAUUAAUGAAUCAGUUUUAAAUCAAGAUUUACUAAUGACUAAAGGUAAAUAGGAAUUGUAAGAAUUAUUAAAACUCUAUAAAGACUAGCUUAAAGAAAGUAGUAAAUAAUAUAAUCCAUGGCUUAAUAUGUCUGAAAUUAAGGAAAUCACUGAAUAUGAUACAACUACUAACUUAAAUCAACAGGCAUGA
Messenger RNA from Paramecium pentaurelia, 1127 nucleotides. Lineage: Eukaryota; Ciliophora; Oligohymenophorea; Peniculida; Parameciidae. The record is from the annotation of a GenBank genome assembly.